Molecule: messenger RNA, 2058 nt
Organism: Triticum dicoccoides
Lineage: Eukaryota; Viridiplantae; Streptophyta; Magnoliopsida; Poales; Poaceae
Exons: 2
Coding region: 110-1858 (582 amino acids)
Source: RefSeq, a predicted model, not a curated record
CCACCAAUUUAACCCUACCAUUUCGGGGCGGAAACCCUCGUCAUCUCCUUUCGGCGGCGGCGGCGGCGGCGGCGCGCGGUCGUGGGAAUGAAAGCCGCCGACCAAUCCCAUGCCCCUCCUGUCCCUCGUCCCUUCCGUCGGGCGAAGCAGCCAAGCACCACCUCUCGCCACGAGGGCGAAGGAGGAGGAGCCGAUAGAAGGACAAGACCAUCUCGGCGUGGCGGUACCUCGAAGCGAGGAAGAGGGCGGCGACCUUGCUCCACCAAUUGGGGGGCGACGCGCGCACGCACAGGGGCGGCAGCAGCAGCGCUCAAUACCAGCAACCAAGAUUUGUCAUCAACCUCCGCUCAGAUCCAGUUCGUCUCCUCCCGGGGAUGUGAUGAUGAUUCGAAUCCCUGCGCUCAGAUCCAGAUCCUCCCCUCCCGGGGAUGUGUCGACGAAUCGAAUCCAAGGGGGGAAACUUUCCCCCUCAACCUGCGCUAAGAUCCAGAUCCUCCCCUCCCGGGGAUGUGACGAUGAAUUGAAUCCAAGGAAGAAACAUCUGCUGCGCCCUAGUCUCUCCAUCAUCCAGAAGCGAGCAAGAAGGCGGCCUCAUCAUCUUCUGCGACCUUGCUCCAGCCAGCCCGACGAUUCCAAGAUACCAGGGCAGAAACAUAUGCUGCGCCCUUGUCUCUCGAUCCAGCCGCCCCCAAAUUAUUGUUGGGGGGCAAAACGCUCGCGGACCAACAACAACAACAGCUGGAGGGACUGGUCCAACCUAGGCGAUGGGCCGGCAGGUCUGAUCGCUGAGCGCGUUCUCGCAUUUGACGUCGCAGACUAUCUCCGCUUCCGUGCCGUGUGCCGUCCAUGGCGGCACUGUUCCAUAGAACCACACACCCAUGGCGGGCUUGACCGCCGGUUCCAUCCCUGGCGGUGGGUACUGCUCCGCGAACCACUAGCUGCUCCAAACCGCCGUUGCUUCCUCAACUCCUUCACCGGCGAGUUCAUCCAAGUGGACCUCCCGGAGCUCCUUGACCAUGAGCUUCUUGCUGUCACCCCGGAGGGCCUCCUUGUCCUGCUCCACGACCACAACCACGUCCGCCUGCUCAACCCGCUCACGCGUCACGUCACAGAGCUACCACCGCUCACCACGCUGCUUCCUUCUAAAGACCAUGUCAUGCUUUCCUAUUUCAACAUAGACGACUUCUUAGCGACAGGCUCUGGCAUUGCUAGUGAUGAUUCAACAGUGUUGCUCUGCUUCAAUAGGUUCCGCAUUCUUGGCAUGGCAAAGCCCGGUGAUGACCACUGGAUUUUGCUGAAGUACAACCAUGAUGGGUUCACACACACACCCUUAAUGUUUGCAGGGCGCUUCUACUAUGUUAAGGUUAAGGGUGUCAUGGCGCUGCAAAUCUGUCCAAACCAGCCACCACGGCUGGAGGUGGCUGCCAAGCUGAAUAUGCAUGUCUCACCAAUUUCGGAAGGGUUGCACCUCGUCAACAGUUGUGGUGACUUGAUGCUGAUCCACCGUCAGAUUGUUCCAUUGACGUCGCCGGAUAAAUCGCGUUAUCAGUAUGACAUGUAUCGAGUGAAUUUGGAUACCGGAACACUAUUACCAGUCAAGAGCUUGGGUGGUAGCGCAGGGCGAGCAAUGUUCUGGGGCAUGCAUUGCUCUUUCUCGGUGCCUCUAGAGGUUUUUCCCUCUGGCUCCAUUAGCGCUGACACCAUCUACCCGAGCUUUGACUUUACUGAGAGAAGCCUGUUAAAAGUUGGAGCAUAUCAUCUCCUGGAUGGACACAUCGAACGACCAUCUGGCUUGUUGCAGCGGCCGAAUACUCUGGUUGACUGUCUAUCUUUGUCCAAUACGGUCGAUGAUGAGUAGUCUAGCCCCAUUUCCUUUGAUAAUUUAGCAUGAAUGGCUAUGCAAUAUGGACAUUGUCCCAUUAUUGCUAGCAUUUGAGUGAUUGUAUCUUGCUAGAGCUGAAGCUGAAUCAACUCUUUGCUGUGCUAAAAAUUCUGUACCUGUUAACACAAAUUCGAUGGGAGAUAAUAAUAAUCUAUGCUGCUACUCCUUUUUAUUUA